CAAUCUCUGCCUGGCAACCUCCGGAAGCGGUUAGAGGCAGGACGCUGCAUGCCUUCCGACCCUGCUAGGGGUGUGAGGGACGCACCUGGAGACAGGAUGAUCUGGUCUAGCCUUCUGCGUGGCCUCAGCACGUCCCUAAGUCGUGGCCUGGCCCAAGUUCCCCAGCUCUGGGCUACCCGCUCCAUGGCUACCCUGAACCAGAUGCAUCGCCUGGGGCCCCCCAAGAAGCCACCCCAGAAACUGGGCCCCACAGAGGGCCGGCCGCAACUGAAAGGUGUGGUGCUGCGCACAUUCACACGCAAGCCCAAGAAGCCCAACUCAGCCAACCGCAAGUGCUGCCGUGUGCGCCUCAGCACCGGCCGGGAAGCUGUCUGCUUCAUUCCUGGUGAGGGCCACAACCUGCAGGAGCACCACGUGGUCCUUGUGGAGGGUGGCCGCACCCAGGACUUGCCUGGUGUCAAGCUCAAAGUUGUUCGGGGCAAGUAUGACUGUGGCCACGUGCAGAAGAAGAAAUGACCGGUGGCUACAGUGGCCCCGGCUCCCUGCAGAAAAAGAAGCUUGCCCUCCAGCUCCUGAAACCAGCUCUUCCUGCUGUUGAGGCUGUAAACCUGAGCCCUGCCUCUUCCAUCAGGACCCCCACCAGCUCAUGUGGGUUCUGGGGGUGGAUUGUGAAAACAUCCCCCGUUAGUACUCUUGGGGUCAAAGUUCACUACUGGCAGGAGGGGCCUCUUCUGCCAAGACUGCUGCUGUAGGCUAGAAAGGGGUUGUAAUAAACGCAGAUCCUGAUGACUG
This is a messenger RNA of Octodon degus (degu), 792 nucleotides long. RefSeq names its product mitochondrial ribosomal protein S12 (gene Mrps12). The record is from RefSeq and is a predicted model, not a curated record. NCBI's taxonomy places the organism in Eukaryota, Metazoa, Chordata, Mammalia, Rodentia, Octodontidae. Gene Ontology annotation, molecular function: structural constituent of ribosome. Gene Ontology annotation, cellular component: small ribosomal subunit; ribosome. Gene Ontology annotation, biological process: translation. The coding region runs from base 49 to 516 and encodes 155 amino acids. The transcript is spliced from 3 exons.